Brassica napus (rape) is the source of this 2484-nucleotide messenger RNA. Its product is annotated as BRASSINOSTEROID INSENSITIVE 1-associated receptor kinase 1. The record is from RefSeq and is a predicted model, not a curated record. Gene Ontology annotation, biological process: protein phosphorylation. Gene Ontology annotation, molecular function: ATP binding; protein kinase activity; protein binding. The transcript has 10 exons. NCBI's taxonomy places the organism in Eukaryota, Viridiplantae, Streptophyta, Magnoliopsida, Brassicales, Brassicaceae. Bases 361 to 2214 code for a protein of 617 amino acids.
AAGCAACCAAGUUAAAAAAAAAAAAAAAAAAAAAACUCUUACGAAGAAAAUUCUUUUUAAUUAUUCAUUCCUUCUUCUUCUUCUUCAUCCUCCUCCUCUCUGUUUCCAUUUUUAAAGUAUAUAUUCGAGAAAGAAUCAAUCAUCUUCCUCAUUUCAAUCUCAAUUCGAGAAAGGAGUCAACGCCUCAACGAUCUGGAGGUUUCGAAUCGGGGAAUAAUAUUAGCUCAGAGUGUGUUUCGUUGAGGGCUUUGCUCAAUCGAGAUCCUUAAUUCAAGGGUUGGGUGGGUCAAAAAGGCUGGAUCUUUCUCUGGUGUGUAUCCUCAUCAAAUGAAAUAAGGAGGAUUCAUCUGUGAAGUUGCAAUGGAACGAGGAAGAAUGAUGUUACAAGGCUUCUUCUUUUGGCUCAUUCUGGUUUUGGAUUUGGUUCUCAGGACAUCAGGCAACGCCGAAGGUGAUGCACUGAGUGCUCUGAAGAACAGUUUAAGCGACCCUAACAAGGUGCUUCAAAGUUGGGACGCUACUCUUGUUACCCCUUGUACCUGGUUUCAUGUUACUUGCAAUCCUGACAAUAGUGUUACUCGUGUUGACCUUGGGAAUGCCAAUCUAUCUGGCCAGCUCGUGAUGCAGCUUGGUCAGCUCCCAAACUUGCAGUACUUGGAGCUUUACAGCAAUAACAUUACUGGGACAAUCCCAGAGACGCUUGGUAAUUUAACCGAACUGGUGAGCUUGGAUCUUUACUUGAACAAUCUCAGCGGUCCCAUCCCUUCAUCUCUCGGCCGACUAAAGAAACUACGUUUCUUGCGUCUUAAUAACAACAGCUUAUCUGGAGAGAUUCCAAGGUCUUUAACUGCUGUCUCGUCGCUGCAAGUUCUGGAUCUCUCAAACAAUCCUCUCACUGGAGAUAUUCCUGUUAAUGGCUCCUUUUCACUUUUCACACCUAUCAGUUUUGCCAACACCAAAUUGACUCCCCUUCCUGCGUCUCCACCGCCUCCCCUCUCUCCCACAACUCCAUCACCUGCAGGGAGCAAUAGAAUUACUGGAGCAAUUGCUGGAGGAGUUGCCGCAGGUGCUGCACUUCUAUUUGCUGUUCCUGCCAUUGCACUUGCUUUAUGGCGAAGGAAAACACCACAGGAACACUUCUUUGAUGUACCAGCUGAAGAGGACCCAGAGGUUCAUUUAGGACAACUCAAGAGGUUUUCAUUGCGUGAACUACAAGUUGCUUCGGAUAAUUUUAGCAACAAGAACAUAUUGGGUAGAGGUGGUUUUGGUAAAGUUUAUAAAGGACGGUUAGCUGAUGGUACUUUAGUGGCGGUUAAAAGACUGAAAGAGGAGCGCACACAAGGUGGAGAACUGCAGUUCCAAACCGAAGUUGAGAUGAUCAGCAUGGCUGUUCAUAGGAACUUGCUUCGGCUUCGUGGAUUUUGCAUGACUCCAACAGAGAGAUUGCUUGUUUAUCCUUACAUGGCUAAUGGAAGUGUUGCCUCCUGUUUAAGAGAACGUCCGGAGUCACAGCCACCACUUGAUUGGUCAAAGAGACAGCGUAUUGCGUUGGGAUCAGCAAGGGGACUUGCGUAUUUACAUGAUCAUUGCGACCCAAAGAUCAUUCAUCGAGAUGUGAAAGCUGCCAAUAUAUUGUUGGACGAAGACUUUGAAGCCGUGGUUGGAGAUUUUGGGCUCGCAAAACUCAUGGACUACAAAGACACACAUGUUACAACAGCAGUGCGUGGUACAAUCGGUCAUAUAGCCCCUGAGUACCUUUCAACAGGAAAAUCAUCUGAGAAAACUGAUGUCUUUGGUUAUGGAGUCAUGCUUCUUGAGCUGAUUACUGGACAAAGGGCUUUCGAUCUUGCUCGCCUCGCUAAUGACGAUGAUGUCAUGUUACUAGACUGGGUGAAAGGGUUGUUAAAAGAGAAGAAACUGGAAGCGCUAGUAGAUGUUGAUCUUCAGGGUAACUACAUAGACGAAGAAGUGGAGAAGCUAAUCCAAGUGGCUCUGCUCUGCACUCAAAGCUCACCAAUGGAAAGACCCAAAAUGUCUGAAGUUGUGAGAAUGCUUGAAGGAGAUGGUUUAGCUGAGAGAUGGGAAGAGUGGCAAAAAGAGGAAAUGUUCAGACAAGAUUUCAACUACCAAAACUAUAACCAACCGAACACUGGUUGGCUUAUAGGGGAUUCCACUUCCCACAUUGAAAACGAAUAUCCCUCUGGUCCAAGAUAAUAAGAUUCGUUACACUGAAUGCUUUCUCUUGUCUUUAUUUUUUUACUUCUGUAGGGUUUUAGUUUCUGCUGCUCCAUGUUGUGUUCUUAAGAGGGUACAUGCAGGAGGAUUCAGAUUGGGUUUGUAAGUUUUAUAUGAAAGGGAUUUGAAUGUUGUUGAAAGCUAAAAACCCAAAACAUGGCUUUACUUCUUGAGGAUUGUUUCUCACGUGAUUCACAUUUUGUAUCUCAUCAACUGUACAUGUUACACGUUUAUAUAUCGUUUUGGACA